AUGCACAUCGGACAGGCACACCUCCUCCUCAGCACACCCAGCCUUUCCGUCUCGUCGGCCAAUCUCUCUUUCGGGCACCUCAUCUGCAAAAAGGGAAGCCAGCGAGCCAGCGAGCAAGCCGAGAUGUUCCUACAACGAGGUUCGCGCCUACUGCAGAGGCAACUGAGGACCUCGCAGGCCACCGUCCGCGUGGCCCUCGGGCGAAAGGGCGGCAACGGCACCAGUAGUAUCGGCGUCAUCACGACGGCCGCUCCAGCAACAGGUCGGUGGUUUACCGAGUCGCGGAGGCUAUGUGCUCUCAAGCCCGUCCUCCUGGCCGACAUUGGCGAGGGCAUCGUCGAAUGUGAAGUCAUCCAGUGGUUCGUCGAGCCCGGCGCACGGGUCGAGGAGUUCUCCCCGCUCUGCGAGGUCCAGAGCGACAAGGCCUCCGUCGAGAUCACGAGCCGGUUCACGGGCACCGUCAAGAAGCUCUACUACGAGGCUGGCGAGAUGGCCAAGGUCGGGAAGCCCUUUGUCGACAUCGACAUCGACAUCGAGGCAGGCGAGGAGGCAGAAGUCCCGGCGGCAUCCGCCCCGAAGCAGGAGCCGCAGCCGCAGCAGCAUCAGCAGCAGCAGCAGCAGCAGCAGCAGCAGGAGCAGCCACCUGUGAUGGCGUCCAAGCCGAAGCAGAAGGGCCCGAUGGCGACGCUCGCGACACCCGCCGUUCGCCAUCUGUCCAGGGAGCUGGGCGUCGACAUUGCCGACAUCGACGGCAGCGGUAAGGGCGGCCGGGUGCUCAAGGAGGACAUUCUCAAGUUUGUGCAGGGCCGGGAAGCGGCAGCGUCGACGUCGGCAACGUCGGCGACGCCGUCGUCACAACUUCACCAUCCGCCACCCCCAGACGGGUCCGCGGCGGUGCAGACGGAGACGCGGGUGCCGCUCUCGCAGACGCAGCACAUGAUGUUCAAGACCAUGACGCGCUCCCUCACGAUCCCCCACUUCCUCUACGCCGACGAGGUCGACUUCUCGGACCUCGUCAGCCUUCGCGGCCGGCUGAACAAAGUUCUCGCUCGGUCGGCCGGCCACGACGACCUCCAGCCGGCCAAGCUCUCGUACCUCCCCUUCAUCAUCAAGGCCGUCUCCCUCGCCCUCUACCAGUUUCCGAUCCUCAACGCGCGCGUCGACGCCGGCACCGACGCCGGCGAUCGUCCCUCUGUCGUGCUCCGAUCCCAGCACAACAUCGGCGUCGCCAUGGACACGCCCCAGGGCCUGCUCGUGCCGGUCAUCAAGAACGUGGGCGCGCUCAACAUCGUGGCCAUCGCCGCCGAGCUCGUCCGGCUUCAGGCGCUCGCCCAGGCCGGCAAGCUCACGCCCGGCGACAUGGCAGGCGGCACCAUCACCGUCUCCAACAUCGGCAACAUCGGCGGCACCUACCUGAGCCCCGUCAUCGUCGAGCGCGAGGUGGCCAUUCUCGGCAUCGGCAGGAUGCGCACCGUGCCGGCCUUUGACGAGAACGACGCCGUCGUCAAGAAGCACGUGUGCAACUUCAGCUGGAGCGCCGACCACCGCGUCGUCGACGGCGCCACCAUGGCCCGGGCCGCCGACGUCGUACGACGGGUCGUCGAGGAGCCCGACGUGAUGGUGAUGCACCUGCGGUAA
Messenger RNA from Drechmeria coniospora, 1638 nucleotides. Its product is annotated as dihydrolipoamide branched chain transacylase. Gene Ontology annotation, cellular component: mitochondrion; cytoplasm. Lineage: Eukaryota; Fungi; Ascomycota; Sordariomycetes; Hypocreales; Ophiocordycipitaceae. The record is from RefSeq and is a predicted model, not a curated record. Gene Ontology annotation, molecular function: lipoic acid binding; acetyltransferase activity. The transcript has 2 exons. The coding region runs from base 1 to 1638 and encodes 545 amino acids.